GAGACUUUGAAUUUUAGAGAUGGAUACCGUUUCGUCAAGUACAGAUAAAAGUCUCCAGCAAAAUGCGGCCGUUCGACGACGUCAAAUGCGUCAGAAAGUUUUAAACCGUAUAAGGAAAGUGAAUAUCAAGAACAAAAGCUCAAAGAAUUUUUAUUACUUUACUUACGAAACUGCUACGGACGAAACAAGUAAAAGAUCAGACUUGUCGAGUUAUUUUUUCAAUGGAGAACCUUGUGAGGGUGAUGAACAGUUUCUAAAACAGAUGAAGCGCAGCGUGUUUGUUGGGAACUUGGCUGCCGGAACGCGAAAAUCGGAAAUCAAAGAGCUUUUCGAUAGUUAUGGUAGAGUGGUGAGCGUGCAAUUAAAAACUAAAAAUGGAAAGUCUAUUGUCGGUCGGCAACAUAUCUCACUGUACAGUCCUAUUGUUGUUAUCCUUCAAUAUAGCAAAAAAGAGGAAGCGACACAAGUUUGUGAGAUGAAGGAUGGAAAAUUUCCCGCAAAACUGACGGAAUGUAGUCUGCAAUACGAAAAAGAAAACUGCGUUAGAAUAGAUAAUGUUGACCCAAAAUUAACCAAACUUGAGUUGCUGGAAUACUUCAGACGCUAUGGAACUGUUCUCAAUAUAUCAUUAGAAACGAAUAACGGUUCUUUGAUACUUACGGACAUUGAGUAUCAACAAUUAGCUUGUGUUUGCUGCUAUGUACGCUUUAGUCGUAGAUUUGAAGCAAAAGCAGCUAAGGAGAUGAAUGGUUUAAUUUUUAGUAAUCGCAAACUACGGGUAGAAUUAGCUUAUCAAAAACAUUGCGACCCUAAUAAAAUGAGCAAUAACAUGCUGCGAAUGUUUUUCCAGUCCGUUGGAGAUGUUAUUGCUUUGGACCAAAUUCCACAUCAGCACAUGGGAUACGUAUGUUAUAAACUUCCUCUGCCGGUGGAAACCACAAAACGACUUACCCAGCAUAUUUUUCGCAACAAAAAAAUACAAUUCGAAAAGCUUGAUAUAGGAAAUAUCAUUAAAGGCCAGAAGCAAAACAAGUCUAUAAAUGAAUCAGAGUACACCGGCAUUGGUAAUAUUAGUAACAUAACAGAAAAUAUUAAUAAGCUGAUACCAUCACCAUCACUAAUGGGCGCCUCCGGAUCAGCUACUAAGAAAACUAAGGAAAGAACUGUUCCAAAAAAAGUUGGAAACGCUGGUGGAGGAAAAUUAAAAUCUAGCAGCAUGGUGAAAAAGAAACUCCCUCGGAAAAAUGCACCUACUUCAAAAUUAAAAUCAGCUAAUGAAAAAAAUGUAUUUGCGCAGGAAACUUUAUAAUCGAUAAUUCUUAGUUAUUAAAACUUUACCCUCAU
Molecule: messenger RNA, 1344 nt
Organism: Sabethes cyaneus
Lineage: Eukaryota; Metazoa; Arthropoda; Insecta; Diptera; Culicidae
Exons: 4
Coding region: 20-1309 (429 amino acids)
Cellular component (GO): cytoplasm; nucleus
Molecular function (GO): mRNA binding
Source: RefSeq, a predicted model, not a curated record